This is a messenger RNA of Lymnaea stagnalis (great pond snail), 13838 nucleotides long. The record is from the annotation of a GenBank genome assembly. NCBI's taxonomy places the organism in Eukaryota, Metazoa, Mollusca, Gastropoda, Lymnaeidae.
GACGUAAGCUGUAAGCCGUAAGCUGAUUCACUUUUUUUUUCCAUUUGUCAUACGGCAUACGGUGUGCAACCUUUUCAUAAUUAUAAAAAUGAGACAUUGAAUUGAUGAUAUAAUCAAACCUGUACAAUUAAAAUUGUAUCUGUCGCCAAAAACAGUUUUAAAAAGGUGUAAUAUAUUGUUAAGUUAAGAGUCAAGACAAGGACAGAACUAGAAGUAGGGCACGGGCCGGGAAACUCAGAAGUAUGUCGGAGUAGUCGGAUUAGACUUUAUAAUUUAUAUAAUUUGGUGCCGAUGCCAGCCCAGACCUAGGCUAACAUACUCAUCAUACUGACUCAACUGUCACUGACGAAAACUACACAUUCGGGUUUCAACUCUUGAGUACUUAGAGUUAGACUUACAUAAUUUGUAGCUUACUGACUGACUUACUGAUACUUGACUUUAAUUUAUUAGUCACUAUUAUUAGGCUAGGCCUAUUCAAAGUUUUUCCUAAAUAUAUUAUAUAUAUAUAUAAAUAUAUAUUUAAUAUAUAUAUAAAAUAUAUUUUUUUUACUGAUCUUGAUGAUCUAUGCUGAAGUAUGCUGGACUCUGCGGUAAAUCUGGUAAUACUUGUCUGUCACAACUUGUUACCUGAUUUCUUCAAUAACUUUUGAAUUAUCAUUAUCAUUUGUCAUUGUUAUGAGUUAAGUAUUGUGAAAUGUGUUAAUUUAACUAUUAAUUAUAUCAAUAACUGCAGUUGUAGAUCAUGGAUGACUAUGAAUAAUGAUAAAAAUGACAUUAAUAAUAAUGACAUGAGUCAUGUCAUUAUUAUUAAUGUCAUUUUUAUGACAAACUUCUGUGAACAAAAAAAUGACUUUUUAAGAUAUCUCACCAAUUUUAAUUUGCAUAGAUAUUCCUUGCUAUUUUGCUCAGCCUUAUUUUCAGUAAAUGAAUAAUGAAAAGGCCAAAUCAUUUCCAGUGCCUUAAUGAAUGUCAGUCAACAAUAAUAAAAUAAUAAUAAUAUGAUUUAUUAUUUAUAUUAAUAAUUAAUCAAACUAUAUCUAUUACAGUUGUCAGUUGUAGUCUACCAUCUACAGUACAGCCAGUGACAAUUAUUGAAGACAUCAACCUGAAAGUUGAGACAGCAGAAGAAGCAGGUGAUUUAGUGUUUCUCAUAAUAAUUAUACGAGUAUGACACAUUAUCAUAAUCACAUAUUUGACACAGGCGUAAAGGAACUUAAUUUCUUUUUCUUUUUUAAAUUUUGUGUCAUUUCCAGUAAUGAUAAAUUAUAAGAAACCAAUAUCACAAUAAUUUAUAAUUAGUAAAAAUUAUUAUUAGUAAUAUUAGGCCUAAUUGAAAAGUAAUCGGACUAAUAGUAAUAGUUUAAUAAUUCAUCUUAAUUUUUCAUGCAUGCCAAACUGCAGGAUCAAAAACUGUGCAAAAAGUUUUUUAAAUUUUCAAUGGCAUGAAAAACUGUACAGCAAAAAAAUGAAAAGUAAAACAAGUUUAAUUUAUAAUUUUUUCAUUUAAUUAUCAAUGUUUUGAAUGCAUGCAAACUUGGCCUUUUUGAUCAUUUCUGAAUUAGUUUGAAAUCCUGACCCUAACAACAAGUGAGAUUUAGAUAUGUUUGAAAUUAAAUUUGCAAAUAAGACCCCUACCCUUGUAACUUUAUCCGACAGAUUAUUUACACAUGUUGGCUUGAGACAAGUUGGAUUUAGGCCUCAUUAUCAUACUAAUCAUAGAAGUAGAAUUUUCUUUCCAUUGCCUCAAAGUUUCAUUCAUGCAACUUUGUUUUAAAAUGUGCAGGCACUUAAAUAUCUUUUUUUUGCAAAAUGCUUGCAAUGAUCUGAUUGAUGAGACAUCGAUAAUUCAAGGGACUUAGAAACUUACUCAAGUGUCUAAUUAAUCCAUUUUUUUAAUAUGAGGUUCAUCCACUUAAUUAAUUGGAAAUCUCUACCUGUAGUAAAUUAAUAAAUUUAAAAAAAAGAACAUAAAAUUCUUACUCUUACUGAUGUUGGCUCUAACUCUAAAUAAAAUAUAGACCUAGAAGAAACCAAACAUGUUUGCAUGUAUGCUUUUUUCACAAAAUUCAUAGACUGUUGUGAUUCUUCUUUUCCUCUCUAUUGACUAGCUUAUCAAAAUACAAAAUUCUUUAUGUAACAAUGUUACUAAUGCUACCUGAUGGUGCUGAUUUCACUAAAUAAAAUUUCUGAUAACUGCGCUAAAUGAGAUUCUUAAAUACAUAAUAAAAUUCCUGAUAAAUGUACUAUAUGAGAUUCUUUAAAAUGCUGCAACUGUGUUUGAUACAUAAUAUUAUACUUUUGUUUUACAGAAAUAGUUAGGGGGAGUUAUUAGCACUAAUUGGGAAUCUUAUAAAGUGCAAUACUUAAAUGCAUGUUUUGUCAAGUAACUUUGUGUUUUGGGGCCGCCAUUGUUUGGCGGGCCAUAGCCAGUUAAACAUACUUAAUUUACCUAACUGUCUAAACUAAGGUGAUCAAACGCCCCGUAUAAACAGGAUUGUCACGUUUUUUCACGAUCGUACCUGUUGUCCCGAAAAAAUCUCUCGGGACACCUAAAUGUCCCGUUUUUUAAACCAAACACAUUUUCAAAUCACUAAAAAUUCCUAAUUUAUAAUAUAAUUUCAAGUAAUAUUUUGGCUAGCUGUGUAGCCAGUGCCAAUAGUGAUGUGGGCUCGGGUGAUGGCUGCACUGUUCCCCCUCCACAACAGUGUCCCUGCCAUAGAUCUUAUAUGUAAAUGUAUAGCGAAAGACAAGAGACUUGAAGCAGUGGGGGUGGGAUGUAACUGUGCAGAAACCAAUUUUGUUUCCGCUACCAUUACGUGUAAUGCGUUAGUCUUAUGUGUGAUCCCUGCUGGCCUGUUCGUGUCAAAGUGACAGGUAUUUGUUUUGGGUUUUGAACUUUAUUCUUUAAUUUUAUAUUAUCUUCUCAUGUAGAUAAUAAUUAUGCCCAAGCGUCAAUGUAAGUUUACGGAGGAGUAUUACAAAGAGUGGAACUAUAUUAAAAAAGGACGAUAUGAAAGUGAAGCCGAGUGCACAGUGUGCAAUAAUGUUUUUAGGUAUUGGUAUUCCCCCCCCCCCACUCCUCACUCCCCAAGACCGUCCUUGAAAGUGUCCCGUUUUUUCCAGUUCAUGAUUUAGUGACCCUAGUCUAAACAAAUCAUUUGAGUUUUACUUUUCAUUCAGUUACAAUAAAUAUCUGACUCCUAAUAGUCAUAAAUGUUUAUAAUACUCUGAAUCUGAGUUAGACUACUGUUACUCUGCAUCUAUUGCACUGCAGUUGUGGUACUAGAAUAGAAAAUAGAAAAUUCAGCAAAUAAAUUCAAAGCUAGGUCCAAAGUGAUAAAAUUUGCUAAUAUUAUAAAUGUGUCUUUACCCUUUAAAAAAAUUAUUUAAAAGCUAUACUGUUUCCUCAAAAAUUUAUAAUCAUCUUCAUAUAAAUAAUAUAAUAUAGACCAAGUUGGAGUUUGUAAUUUUUGCCGUUAAAAAAAGUAAUUUCAUUAAAAAUCUUUCUAUCCAUCUUGAUUUUGGUUAAAAAGUAAUAACCAUAAAACUUAACUUCACUAUGUAAAAUUAUCCUAGGCUUUUAUACAUAAUAAAUAAAAAAAUAUAUCUAAAGCUCUUAUCUUACUUAUAUUUUAAAAAUAAUUUAAUAUUUUAUUUUAUACCAGCAAACAUUUUAUUUUGAAAAAUCCCAUUUCCUGUAAUUUCAGGGUUUUUUUAUUCUUUUUUGCUCACCCUCUCUUGAUUUCAAAACAUUCCCCACAACACUUUUUUUCAGACAUUUAAAAAAUGACUUCGAUGGAACUAAAAACAAGGCAAGAAAUUGAUGAAAUUAUUCACAUGGUCUUAUUUCAAGAAAAAGACCCACUAGAAGGUGAGUUUCCUCUUUUAAACCAGAGAUCUCAAACCAUCAAAAUAUGUUCAUAAAAAUAAUAGCCUCUUUAUCCUUAUUAAUCCAUAGAAUUUUUUUAGAAUAUAGAAUAUUGAGAUUAUGCAUAUUUAUAAUCCAAAUUUAAUGAAAAACAACCAAUGAACAAUUUGUAUUGCUUCAAUAUCCAAUAUUUCUUAACAAGGAAAUAUUAUAUUAUAUAAUUUAUAAUUAUACUUAUGAAGCUAUACAAAAUUCUUAAACACUAUAGAUUUUUAAUGUUUAGAUAAAAUGUAUAUGUUUACUCAGAAACAAUAAAUUAAAAAAUGUGCAGAAUAAAAAUAAUGAUAGGUCUUCUUGUGAAAAUUUGAUACUUAACGUUAACAAAACAAAACAAAGUUUCAAAUAACGCCUUAAAGGUAUUAUGUUAGUUUUAUUUGUUUCUCCUAACCAUAGAUCAUUAUAAAUGCAUACAUAGUUUCGAAUUUCCAACAAAAGUUGGAAACUUGUACAGAGAUGACAAAAAAAAGUCAUUAAAAUACUUUAUAAGGGAAAUAUGUUUAUUUCAUAUGAGUAGUUUAUCUUUAUAUGAAUCAUAUAUAUAUAUAUAUAUAUAUAUAUGAUUUAUAUAAAAAUAAACUACUCAUAUAUAUAUAUAUAUAUGAAUGAAAGUGAAAAUUUGUUUGUGGCUUUGUUCCGCAUAGGUUUCAACAUGGAUUAAUCGAUCAUGACCAAACUUGGUACAUAAAUCCAUCAUUAUCUAGAAUGAAAUACUGGGAUUUUAAAACGUUUUAUAAUAUUUCUUUUAGGUCCCUAAAUUCUCUUUUUUUCUUAUAUGAAUAAAAUUACUAAUAAAUACUCCUACAUGAAAAGAUGGAUCUAAGCAAACUUAGUACACGUACACUUGAUUAUUAAUAUUGAAAUACCCAUGAGUAAUGAACUCAUAAUAUUCCCUUCUUUAGGGCCUGGGGGUCCAUUUCAUUUUUCCUAUUAAAUAAAUACAAAUAGGCUUAGACAAUACUAUAGGUUUUAUGUGAAUUCAUGGAUCUAGGUCUAGCUGGGUAGCAAUACCCUUCAUAGUCCCUAUUGAAAUAUUGGUGGGUUUAAAAGUAAUAAUAUCCAAUCCAUUCAGGAUAUGUCUAGAAUUUUUAGAAAAUUUCACAUAAUUUCAAGGAGGCAUGAUAAUUGCUAGAUGCCUGCUUAACCAUUUUAAUAUACAUCUUGAGAAGGGUCUCCUGCCAGAAUAUUAAUCCAGUUUCUGUAAAGAACAUGAAAUUAUUGAUAUGGUAUUUGCAGCCAGGCAUCUAUAGGAAAAAUCAAGGAACAGAAUAUUGACCUCUUCUCUUCCUUUGUUGACCUGAUCAAGGCUUUCGACACUGUUAGUGGAGAAGGUCUCUGGAAGAUCAUGGCAAAAUAUGGAUGCCCCAGAAAGUUCAUAUCAUGGUACAGCAAUUCUAUGAUGGUAUGCAGGCUGGGGUUCUGGGAAUUGGAGAGUCUAAACCAUUCCCUGUCGCAUCAAACAAGAUAAUGUUCUGGCACCAACACUUUUCAGCUAUGCUGACUGAUGCCUUCAAAUCAGGAGAUUUUAGAUUGGCAUCAGAUACAGAACUGAUGGUAAGCUAUUUAAGUUCAAGAGGCUACAAAGUGGCUGUGUUCCCUGCCCCUCUUGAUGCCUGUGAAACAUGCACAGUCUAUCAAUGCCAUGGAAGAAAGUUGAACCAAUUUCACAUGAAUCGCCUCAUAAAAAUCAUCAUCUAAUGGCAGGAAAGGGUCCCAGACGCCAAGAUACUCGCUCAGACUUGGUUAACUCUGUACUUGGAGGUGUCCCAUCCAUUCUUUGCACAAGAUCAUUUUGUUCCGGAAACAGCUAUCUCUGCCCCGAUAGAGAGAAUCAGAACCAGCAUGAACCCUAAUGCUUGAAAUGGUCUUGAUAGAUUUUGACGGAGAACAAACAUUAACAAUGAGAUAUAUGAGAGUCAAAUUUUUUUUUAAACCCUGUCAUUUAGAAUAUUUAAGUAUGACUCUAAUCAUAGCAAAUUUUGACGCUAUUUUUUAGAUGAUGGCGAAAUUGAUGAAGAGGAACAAGCAGAUGCAGGUGUAGAGUCUGACCAACAAGGUAUUUCCUCAGUUGAUCUUUAUCUCCAUAUAGUGUGUUAGUUCACCUGGUGAUAGGUAAUUCAAUCAUUAUUCCUGGAAUGCUGGAUGGUAUAAGAGGUGAUGUGUUACUGUCUCUUUAAUGUUUGCAGAGUGGUAAGUUGGUGUUGUAUCUGGUUGAGUUGUGAGUUUAGUUGGGUGUGUCCUUGUGCCAAGUUGAAAGAUUAUGCUCCAUUAAAUAUAAUAUUUCUGUUGCUUCAGUAGUUUAUCCAUUAACUCUGUCUUCUUUUGUGUUAGCUCUGAUAAUCUCAUUGGCUUUGUCACGUGAUGCUGGUAUAUUUGGCUAUUCAUUGGAUUCUCACUGUUCUGCUACCGGUACUGAAAAUCUCAUUGGAAAUACAUUUAAUAUAACAAAUGAAGAACUAUUUUGAUUAUUUUAUAUGAUUUUAAGGAGUCGAUAAAUUGUUUUUUAUUAAUAUUUCACCACAUUUAUCGGAAAACCCAAAGAAUCUGUGGGUUUUCUUUUAGAACUUAGUUAAUAUUGCAAAAUUUAAUUUACAUUAAUGUUAUCCAAAUGUCUCCUUUUUCAAAAAAUAUCAAAUUAAAAUGUUUGAUUGAACUCAAACAAAGAAAAUUAUAACAAACUUAAAAGAACUUAAUUUAAUUUAAAAUUGCACAAAUCAAUAGCUUUAACUUUUGCUGAUUAAUAACCAUGAGGGACAUUCCCAAAAUGUAAUGCUAUAAAAGGUGAAAAAGAGGUGUUAUUUUAUAAAAUAAUUAGAUAUCAUACAAAUUAAGAAAAUAAAAUUUAGUUCAAGGACAUUGACAAACAUUGGGUAAUAGAUUUACAUAAGUAUAUUUUAAAAUCUCAAAAUGCAAUCAUUUUACACAUGUGAAAAUUUAAUCUUUAAAAGAUAGCCAUAUAAUAUUAUCCCUUUAACAUUCAAACUUCAAAGGCAUCAUAAAAGAUGGGUUAAGGUUUCUUUUAAAAUAUGAAAAUAUAUUUUUUUUUCCACUCUGCGAAAAUUUCUAUGAGAUUAAUAGUACUUUACUAAAACACCCAAGGCAGUUGCAGACGUGAAAAUGAGUUAAGAGCUUCUUUAUUAAAUAAAUGAAUUAUGUUUUUUUUUACAAUUUUAAAAUAAUAUAGAAGGGAAGCGAGAAUAAAGUUUGAUUCAAUUUUGAAGGUACCAAUACAGGUACGGUAUAUCAAAUUCCAAUUUUUAAAAGAUAUUUCAAAUGGUAAAUAUAUUUUUUGUUGUAAAUUUGAGGAUGUAUUUUCACAAUUAUUAAAGAAAAAAAUUUUAGUUCAAAGGUAGGGUAAGCCUAUAUUAUAUAGCAGAUAAAUAUUUCUCCAGACUAAAUGGUGUUAGAAAGAUAAACAUCAUUACAUAGAUUUUUCUUUUUGAAAUUAGGAAUUCUCAUUAACCAUUUCCCAAAUAUAUAUAUCAAGGAUGUGGAAUAUUGUUGUUGUUUUCUUGUUUUUUUAUGAUUAUACAAAAUAUCAAAACCUGUGUCUGGUAUUGACAUAAAAAUUGGAUUAUUAUGUGUAUCGCAAAAUGCUUACCAUUAUUAUCAUGGUAACAUCAGGUCAUAUGUUCUAGUUUAAUGAUAUUAUAAAUUUUUUAAAAAUUCUUAUUAUUUAGAUUUAUAACAUUAUGACAGGAAUAUAUGAGAAAGGAAUAAAAAAAAUAUUUUGUUAAGUUUUAAAAUAUUUAGUAAUAUAUUAUUUGUUAAAUUGAGUUGAAUGUCUCAUUUAAAUGUAUUAAAUAUUAAUAAUUUUUAAAAAUACUCAUAAUUUUUAUUAUUUCCUAGAAUAUCUUUCCCAUCUAUCCUAUUUUCUUGCAGCCCUCAGAAGUUUUUCAUUAUGUAAUAUGGGCCUCCUCACAUUUUUAAUUGUGCAUGCCUGGUCUAGGUACACAUUUCUAUAAUAGACUUACAUAUUUAGGGAAUUUCACAAAUUGCUCUUUGAAACUAACUAAAAAAAAAAUUUAAUGGAAACUUUUAAGUACUGUACAUUAUUAUAAAUACCAUAAAAUAAUGUGCACCUGUUGUAUAAAAAUUUUAAAUAUUUUUUCUUGUCCUUUUAUGAGAUAUAUUCAAUUUUAAGAACUUGUAUAGUAUUUAAUGCUAUAAACUUUAAUAGUUUAAACACUCCUCAGUGUUUUUAAGUCAUUUCAAAUUCUUUUGCUGGAAAUAUAUUUCACAAAUAAAAAUUUUAGGCCAUAUACAUUUAUUAUAUCAAAAUUUAUUGCAGAGCUUUUCAGAAAAAGAUGUGGUCAAAUUCUUGGAAAGAUGGGUGAUGAAUUUUAUAAAGAAAAGGCAAAAGGUCAAGCUGAUGUUCAAGGUGAUUUUGUUUACUAUCUCCAUUAAUAUUAAUUUGCAUUCUCAAAAAAAAAUAAAAUUGAUGAGUAAGUAAUUUUUAUUCCUUUGAUAAACUUUUAAAAUUUAUAUGAAUCUUAAAUUUGAAAAAAUGUAAAUUUAUUAGACUGUAAGUAGCUUUUAUUUUAAAAGCUUUUAAAACUGAUUAUUCAAGGGUCCAAUUGUACCCUAGGUGUCUCAAAUGAAAUGAUCUAUUAUCAUAGAAAACUAAGAAUACAAAAUGAAAAAUAGACAUUUCGGAUUUGAAUUUAAUGUCUCUUCACAUAAUGUGGCAGUCAGAAAUUUUUUAAAUAUGGCAAUAAAAAAAACAAUGUCGAAAAUGUUUCAUUUUAAGUUAAUCAUUAGCUUGGAGUCAGAUGAUGAAAUUCUUAUAAUUCUUCUACCUGUCAAUUAGAAGCUGUGGAAUACAUAACUAUCUUUUUAUUUUACUAUGUAUCAUAAAAAGAACUGAGGGAAAAUGUUCAACAAAAUUCUGCAACUACGGAACAGUGUGAAUGCUGUAAUUUAUGGUAAUUUAUUUUUAUAUAAAUGAUAAAUGUAUGAUUUUUUUUUCCAACAGAGCAAUUGCAACAAUCCCAAGUCCAAGAAGUGAUAAAUGCAUUGAGUGAGGUAUGUUAAUGUAAACUUCUCAAAAUUUAGUGUCGGACAGAUUUCAGAUAGAUUUAUAAAAAAAAUAAUACGAAUUGUUGGUAAUUCUAAAUUUGUCUAAAUAUAUCUUAAUAUCCUUCAACAACACUCAUUUUUUUUUUUUUCAAAUCAAAAUAUCUAAAUCACGCACUUAUUAAUGAAAAUGACAAAAAUGGCAAAAUGUUAAUCUUGCAUUAUUUCACACAGUGUUGUUGUGUUGUGACUUCACUUUUUUAUGUCUUGUAUCCUUCUCCUUUGUUUUUUUGACGUUGAACUAACGUUGAUGAUUGUCUCUCUAGUUUGAUUAUCUCUCCUGAGAAAUACCUUUAGAAGUUAGAAGUAUAAUUUUUCAACACUUAAUUCCAACAGACAGUAUCCUUGAAGCUAAAGCAACUAUAAUAUAUAUGACCACUGCUUUAUUUUGUACGUCAGGAUAAAUGAUGGCAAAAGUUUCAAGAAGUCAUAGACAGUUACACAGAGGGAAAUUAAUUAUUUAUUUAUUUUGAAAGAUUAACGUUUACAUCUAAGUCAUCGUGAAAGAUUUUUUGUCAAAGACAAUAUUUUCUCCUUAUACUAAUACUAAUAUGCUGAAAAAAAAUAUUCAGAAAUUGCCUUUAAAAGUUAGGUAGUUUUUAAUAAAUAAUUUUACAAAACUGAAAACUUUUGCAUAGUUAAAACCUAUGUUUGUCAGAGCCCAUGGGGGAUUGCAUAGCAUCCUUGAAGUUAAAGUAAAUAUCAUUUAUCUCUCCACUGCUUCAUUUGUAUACCAGGCUAAUUCUUGGGAAAAGUUUAAAGAAGUCAUAGACAGUUCCACUGAGGGAACUGUCGUUGGAGAUUCUUACAAAACCCUAGGCUCUCUAAUAUUGGUUCUACAUGGUUUACGCAGCCUAGGAGAAGGAACCAAAAAUCUAGCUGCCAGAUUAGCAAGACGAUAUGUUUCAGAGGCAAAAUUAGACAAAGAUAUUGCUCGUAUGGGAGGCCUGGUGAGUAUCUUGAAAACUUAACAUUUGUGUGCUUAUUAAUGUAAUAUAAUCAUUUUUCAUCUAGCAUGAUUAUUUUUAUUUUAAGUUUAAGGCUUCUUUAAAACAAACAAACUUGUUAACACAAUUAUUCCUUCACUUCCUAAAAUUUAGCUAGCCUUUAAUAAACCUACUGAAUUGAAACGAUGCUCAUUCAUUGGUUAUGUAGCUUUUCACCUCAUUUGCUAAUGCAAGCAUUUUUUACCAGUUCAUUUUCAUUAAAAUGGUAUUGUAAAAGCCCAGUGGAACCACAGAGAAAUUGUCAUCAUUAUUCUCAUUUCCUCGCUCUGUGUUCCUUUUUUCUUCUCUUUCUCUCUCUUUAAAAUGCUCCUUUUCUUCAUACUGUUUGGCUUAUUUUUCUAUACAUUCAAUUAGUUGGGUGUACAGUUCUCAAAGAAACUAUUCUAAUGCUGUAAAGAAAUGAUUACAGUAUUAUUUUUUGAACAAUAAUUGCUCUAAAUUGAUAAAAGAUUAAAUUUGAAUUUGUUCUUGUUUGAAUCUUUCCUUUGGGACCUCAUUUAAUACUAAUGUCUACAGUGAAGUUACCUCAUUGAAGCUGUUUUAUAAAUGUUUUACCUUUUUUCUUUUCAGCCAAAAUUUUUAGCAGAUAAUUUAGAUUAAUUGUUAUAAAUAAAGCUUCCUAAACAUGUGUCUCCUCCAAGAUUUGAACAAGAAUCCGACUCGAGAGAAUAAACAAGUUUUGCAGUACUUAUGUCCACUGAGUGAAUAUGGUCCCAUUCUUAGAAAUGUUUGAUCUUUAAUGCUCAAGCCAAAUUGUGAACUGAUGAUCUCAAAGAAAUAAUACAUUUACCAAAAAUAUCUUUGAUUUCUUUUUUUAAAGAAUUUUUUUAAAAAUUGUUUUUGCAAGAGGAACUAUUUCUUGCUAACUUAUGUAGUUUUGCAAUUAUUGUUUUAUAAUAAAUUUUAAAGUAUUUUUUAAAUUUUUGUGAUAUUAUAGUUCAAAAGCAUUCAAUUUAAAAAGUAUAAAAAACUAUGUGUAAUUGUAAGAAAUCCUGCAAAUGUAAAGAAUAUUUUUUAAUUAUUUUUUUUUUGUGCCAGAAUGUUUUUACUGUAAGUUGUCAAAUAAAAUCAUAUGGCUUAAAACUAUGUCAUUGUAAUAUAUUUUUUUUCAAGACAAUAUUUUCUCCUCCUAUGCAUAAAAAAUAUUCAGAUGUUGUUUUAUAAUUUUAAAAAACAUUUUGCAUAGUUAUAACCUAUGUUUGUUAUAGGUCGUAGGGUAUUGCAAACUGCUUUGUUGCAAAACCAUGGAUGCUAACUCAGAAAUUUAUGUUGCAUUGCAGAUGAAUUUAGUUUCGCAAUAUUAGCAUAUGCCUUACAAGUAAACUAAAGAGAACUAACCUUCAGCUUUAACAAUAAAGAAGUAAUAUGGGGCCACAAAAAUCUUUAAAAUCUAAAAAAAAAAAAACUUUUUAGAAGUAAGUAAUGCAUUCCAAGACAAGUUUUAUAGCACUUAUUACUGUAUUAAUUUGAUGCAAUCUAUUCAUGUCAGAAUAACAUUUACAUCUAUGUGUAACUUAUUUAUUUGUAAAUCAUUAGAAAUGGUUCUUGUACUUGUUUGUUUUAUAUCAUUCAUAAAUGUAUAUCAGUUGCAAAAUUCUUCAUUCAUAAAUGUACCAGGUAAAUCAAUUGCAUAAUCUUAAUUUAUUUUGCUUCCCAAAAGUAUUUUUGGGGGCCAUCCACAUAUUAUAUAUGCACGGGGGAGGGGGGGGGGUGUGUGUCCAUUUGGGAGAUUUUUCACAUGCAGGUGGAGAUGGGUCUGGCCGAAUGUGCUUGCAGCUACGCACAAAUUGUGCAAAAAUAAUUCUGAUAGUCAUAGAUAUCCUAUUUUAAUACAUCUUAUAGAAGAAUAAGCCAAUGACCUACAAAAAAACUGAAAUCCAUGAUUUUUUAUUAUUUCGGAAGGUUAUGAAAUUAUCAUGGAAAAGUUGCAUAACACUGUUGCCUUUUGUUGUCUCAAAUGAACUCGCUAGUUAUCACAACAUUAAUAUAUAGCCUAUUUCCAUCUUUAGUCCGCCGAUUGCCAUUGGUGCGCUCCUGUUAGUGUGACCCAAUUAUUGAUGUAACACUUUGUUUGACUGUACUGAUACUAAAGAUUAUAUUUGCUAUGCCAAACAGACAGCGGAGAACACACAUGAUAACUUGUAACAUGGUUUAUGUCGACUUUUUUCAAUAGCUGUGUCUCAUAUUUGUCUAUAAAUUUAUGGAGACAGAUGUUUGUAGGUGGGGGGGGGGGGAAUUCUCAUUUGUAUGUUCGCAUUGAGGGAUUGUCCAAAAAUGUAUGGGUGCAACAAAGGAGAGGAGGGUAUGAAAAUUUGAAUUUUUCUGAAAGUAAUAUUGUGGAUUGCCCCUUACUGAUUCUUGUUUUAUAUGUGUAUUAUUUACGUAAUUGUUGCGUAUUAUUUUUUAUUUGAUAUUGUCAUAAAAUGAAAUUGUAAUAGAUAACACAGCUAUUUGUAUCUUAAAUUAGUUUCUAAUGAUGUCAAAGACAUUGCCCUAAUGAUGUCAAAGACAUUGCCCUAACGAUGUCAAAGACAUUGCCAAACAGUUGUUAUCAAAGGUUUAUUUCUCAGGUAUUUAACAUACUGUUACCGGUAGCCAGCAACUACAAAAUGCCUUAACAAAUUAUUUGUCCUAGAGGCAUGGAUUUUGAGCAAAGCUAUUUUGUGUGAUUGAAAAAAUAGAUGUCCCAAUCUUUACUUUAUAUACAUUAAUAUAAUAAAUGGAAAAAUAUAUUAUAGUAUUUAUUUACUUCGACCAUAUGUCUGAUUGAUUAGUUCGACUUGUUUUGGUUGUCAGCACUGGGCGUUAUCUUUCAUGGUCUUCUUUAAAUAUAUUUUAAAGUAUUUAUAUUAUUUUUAACCUCUCUGAAAUUCCCAAGAGCCAUAGUUCUGUGUUAUUAGUUGAGCAUUAUGUGUUAUACCUGGUAGUGAUAUUGUGCAGACCUGUUUACUCUUACGAUUUUGGCGUACAAUGUACGAUUUUGAGGUGUUAGCAUGUAUACUGUAUGUUUAUUUUUUUACUAUAAAUAUAAGGUUUUGAACGAUUUUGUGAUAAUAUUGUACGUUUUUAAUAGUUUGAGAGUAAACAGGUCUGUAUUGUGAGAACUAAGAACAUGUCUCAUGUCCUAUAUGUUCAGUGAGAUUUUUUACCUAUCUUUUUAACUAUAAAGGUAAACUUGAAACAGUAACAUUAAUUUAUUUUAAAGCAAAGUUUUGCCCUUUUGCAUGUGUUUUUACAAAAACAUUCCAAAUGUUUUAAACAUUUUUUCCCCCUUAUCACUAUGCUGUAAACCUAUGCAAUUUUAUUUUUGAAAGAGAUGUUCACUUCUAGUGUAAAUGCAUUAAAAUCAAGUGAGCCAUAAAUACCACAACUGAACCCAACAAAUAGUUGCGUAUAUAAUAUAUAACAAUUAUGGCAUUGUUUGAAGCUUAUUUGUAACAAAAACGUUUUUUACGAGACUGCUGACUCAGCCUUAGCCAUUGUCUUUUCUCCCUUUCUGAUUUUAUAAGGUGCCUUAAGUCUUAGUGCUAUUUGAAAAUAACCUGCUGGUUGCAAGCAAGGAGUUUGAAUGAGUAAUAAAAUCAAUUUUUCAUUAAUUAAUUGGCUUGAGAUUUUUUUUAUUCAGUAAAAAUGAUCAGUCAGGUUUUUAAAUUUGUAAAAGCAAUAAAAAGCCUAAUACUAAUAAUAAAGCAUUAUGUAAGAAAAUAUGUUUUGUGCCAUUACUUUUAAGUUGAUUUUAACCUGAAUUGUUAGGCCUACCAACCUCAUCAAAAUAUUGACUCUAGAUUUGUUUGACAUUGAUUCAGUUAGCAGUCUUGAUUUGACAGGGG